AUGCAGCAGCUCGCCGUCACCCCCUGGGAUAUUCUCGUGUCUAAUCCUCCAUAUAUAUCAGAAGAUAUCUGGCAUCAUGGCCGUGGGCAACUCGGCUAUUCAGUCCGAAAAUAUGAACCGCGCCUCGCAUUGGUUCCCGAUAAGGACCUCCCUUGUUCUAGUAAAUGCAACCCAGCAGACGUCUUUUACGCACGGCUUUUGGACAUUGCAGAGCUCCUCAAGCCCAGAGUGGUACUGUUCGAAAUCGGUGACGAGGAGCAGGCCCUUCGCGUGUUGCAGCUGUACUUCAACCACCCAAUUGCCCAACAGUCAAGGACUGAAAUUUGGCGUGACUUGCCUGAUUUCGAGGGAGGCAAGGAUGCAGAGAUUGUCUUGCAUCUCAAUGAAUCAAAGGAAGAAUGCCGAGUUCCGGUGAAAGGCGAUGGCCUUAUACGAUCCAUUCUAAUUCACAGCCUGGAAUGGGCAGAGCGAUAG
Molecule: messenger RNA, 474 nt
Organism: Fusarium subglutinans
Lineage: Eukaryota; Fungi; Ascomycota; Sordariomycetes; Hypocreales; Nectriaceae
Product: modification methylase
Exons: 1
Coding region: 1-474 (157 amino acids)
Biological process (GO): methylation
Cellular component (GO): mitochondrion
Molecular function (GO): methyltransferase activity; nucleic acid binding
Source: RefSeq, a predicted model, not a curated record